Messenger RNA from Caenorhabditis auriculariae, 23333 nucleotides. The record is from the annotation of a GenBank genome assembly. Lineage: Eukaryota; Metazoa; Nematoda; Chromadorea; Rhabditida; Rhabditidae.
AUGAGCGAAUCGGAGUCGUUGGGAAGCAGCAGCGGUUCCGACGAGCUCGCCUUCACCCAGCUUCUCGCCUCCGUCGGCGCUCGACCCAUCCCACAGCCCUUCGGCAACAAUUCUCCCUGGGGAUCAGGUAUUCCUCCCGUUUAUAUACAUUAGGAUGAGCAGCAGAAAUGAGAAAAAAAAUAAAAAAUUGGCGUGAAGUUAAAUGUUCCCUCCGCAAUCGUUUUUUUUUACGACCUCACUUCGAUUCCUUCAGAUAAUUUGGAAAAAAAAUUUGCGCGUCAUUUUGAAUGUUACUUCCGCAGAUGAGAUUUUAAAAACCGGACCGUCCUUUUUAUAUGCAAAUAACGUCGAAAGUGUGUUUUUUAUAACCUGAACUUCUCUUGAUAUUCAUUCGAAUGGAGAAAAAAUUGAAACUUGGCGUGAAGUUCAAUGUUUUCUCCGCAAUUUAGCUUUUACCUGGCCGUCCUUCCCUAUACACUGAAAGUCGAAAAAAAGUGAAAAAUGAGAGAAAUUGAAACUUGGCGUGAAGUUUAAUGUUUUCUCCGCAACUGUGUGCUUUUUCACGACCUGAAAAUUUAAUUUCCAUCAAAAUUCGAAACGAGAGAUGGAAAAAAUUAAACUUGGCGUAAAGUCUAAUGUUUGCUCCGCAAGUGUAUUUUACGGCCCGAAUUUUAAAAUCGAUUUACAAUUAAUUGGAAAAAAGCAAAAUUUUAAACCCAUUAUCGAAUUUUACAAUGCUUUAUAUGAAGGAAAGGUUCUUGAAAAACGAAAAAAGUUCAUUUUUUGAAGCUUUUUUUGAGUCCUUCAUAACAUAUUUUCAUUUUUUGAGCCGUUCUCUGUUUUCUUUCGACAAUAAAUUUUUGUCGUAAAUUUCCCAAGAUACAUCAAUUUUUGAGCCGUAUAGGCCUAAGCCAAUAAACAGCUAUAUAUCGAGGAUUAUGGAUGACAUGUUUGAGAUCGAUCUGUAUGGUGUGAAGACCAGGUAAAUCCAACAUCCAACAAAAAAGGAUGUGUUCCUUGGGGAUUAAUCGAAGAGGACAGUUAGGGGGGAAAGAAACACACAUUUAUAACUACUUUAUACUCGGGAGGCAACAGUGGCGCAACGGCGGCGGCGGCGGGAUUAAUUUGGGCGCCGCAUCUGGCUACUUUGCCCCCGCUGUGUUAAUGCGUUAUGUCACCCAAUCAUGACUGAGUAAUAACCUUCCAAGAUUUGGAAAGGUCCAACCAUUUUGGAGAACGUUUCAAAUUUCGAUUAGCCCGUGAUUUCGACGCGACAAAAAUUGGACUUUUUCGCGCUUCGAGGCCAUUUUUUUUGUCUUUUUUAGAGCCUUGAAAGAAAAAUCCCAAAAUUUUUUCAUAGUAAAGGUGAUUCUGAAGACGUUUUUUGAGGUGAAAGCCGAUUUUGACGGGGAAAAAUGAUCAAAAUAUACAAAAAUCGGAUUUUCAGUGCUUCUUUUCAUUGUAAAAUCAUUUUCAGUCUUUUCCAGGACCUUGGAAGGAAAAUAUCAACUUUUUUUCAUAGUAAAGGUGGUUCUGAAGAGGUUGUUUAAUGUAAAAAGCCGAUUUUGAAAAAAUAUCAUCAUUUUGACGUGGAAAAAAUGAUCAAAAUAUAUAAAAAUCGGAUUUUCAGUCCUCUUUUUCAUUUCAAGGCCGUUUUUCAGUCUUUUCUAGAGCCUUGAAAGAAAAAUACCAACAUUUUUCAUAGUAAAGGUGAUUCUGAUGACUUUUUUUGAGGUAAAAAAAGCCGUUUUGAAGUGGAAAAAAAUAUAUUGCAAAAGUAAAAAAUUGGAUUUUUCAAUGCUUUUUUUCAUUUCAAGGCCAUUUUUUUAGUCUUUUCCAGGACCUUGGGAGGAAUAUAUCAAGUUUUUUUCAUGGUAAAUGUGAUUCUGAAGAGGUUGUUUAAUGUAUAAAGCCGAUUUUGAAAAAUAUAUCAUCAUUUUGACGUGGAAAAAAAUGAUCAAAAAUAUACAAAAAAUCGGAUUUUCAGUCCUCUUUUUCAUUUCAAGGCCAUUUUUUUAGUCUUUUCCAGGACCUUGGGAGGAAUAUAUCAAGUUUUUUUCAUGGUAAAUGUGAUUCUGAAGAGGUUGUUUAAUGUAUAAAAGCCGAUUUUGAAAAAUAUCAUCAUUUUGACGUGGAAAAAAAUGAUCAAAAUAUACAAAAAAAUCGGAUUUUUCAGUCCUCUUUUUUUCAUUUCAAGGCCGUUUUUUUCAGUCUUUUCUAGAGCCUUGAAAGAAAAAAAUACCAACAUUUUUUUCAUAGUAAAAGGUGAUUCUGAUGACUUUUUUGAGGUAAAAAGCCGUUUUGAAGUGGAAAAAAAUAUAUUGGAAAAAAAAAAAUUGGAUUUUUAAUGCUUUUUUUCAUUUCAAGGCCAUUUUUUUAGUCUUUUCCAGGACCUUGGGAAGAAAAAGCUCAAUAUUUUUUUCCAUAGUAAAUGUAAGAAUUUAUCUUUCUGACCUUUUUUUAAUGUGAAAAGCUGAUUUUACCUUCAAAAAUAAUUAUCAAAAAAAGUACAAAAAAAUUGAAUUUCAGUGCUCUUUUUUUCAUUUCCAGGCCUCUUUUUUUAGUUCUUUUUCAGACCCUUGGAAGAAAUUCCGAAUAUGAUAAAAAAAUAAGGAUAAAAAGCUUCUAAAGACGUUGUUUGAGCUAAAAAGCCGGUUUUGACGUAAAAUAACACUGAAAAAGGCUCUUCGCCGCAAGACCUUUUUAAGAUUUCAGCUCUUUUUUUUUCUAAAAGAACACAUUAAGACGAUUGUGGUAGUAAAGCUCGUUUAGCCCUUCGAAAAUCAUUUUUUGAUUUUGUAAAAACAAAACAAAACAUAUGUACUUUGAAAAAUGAUUUUAGAAGACCAGAAAUCAGCUUUUCCUUUCAAAAACGAUACAUAUACAUUUCCAAUUUCAAUGCGCGAAAUGUCGUACAACAAACACAGACACACGACUGCAUUACUAACCAAACAUGACGCAUAUCCUUUUGCGGUAACCCUUUUUUGCGUCGUGAGAAUCUCCCACGACGAAUGAUCGAGCCAGAAGGUGACACUGGCGUCGGCGGCGGCCGACGUGAAAGGACUUGCGCACUUUUCCCCCCGAAAGUCCAUGUGUGUAUCCUUUAACUGAAGGCCUCAUUAGGGCUGACCACUGACCAACGAGGAAAUUGGAUUAAACGCCCUAUCCGCGUCAUAUUCCUCCUCUUCCUUCACCAUUCCGUCGCUUUAAGGCUUCUCCUUUUUUUCUUGGGGGAAAAGCCAUGCAAAGAUAAACGCGUAGGCAAAAAAUGAAUGAAUAAGAGAGAGAAAAAAGCUUUAUUCAUAAAAUUCAAGUCAUUUCCAUACAAGAAACACGAGCAGAAUGCAAGAUCGGAAUAUUUUGAAGUGAAAUUUCAAUGUCAAUCCACACCUUGACAGAAAAUUUCCGGCAGGGAGAUACGUGGAAGAAAUCAUGAAAAACAGAAGUUUUGCAAAUUUGAAGAAUUACGAACAAAAAAUGAGAAAAAAAAAAUUAAAAUUUCAAGAUUUUAUCCUACGACUACGUAUAGUCAUACAAAAACUCGAUAUUUUUUUCUCAAGGCCAUAAAAAGCCUGAAGAUACGCAUCGAAACACAAAAUAACACCAUAAACAGUGAGAAUUAUCGGAUCGUCGUGGGAGCAUCCCAAUUCCGGCUAUAAAAAUCAUUCAGCGACAAUUUGAACCAACAAACUUUUGAACGACCACAAAGAACGGUUUCGAAGGCUCAAAAAGGCCAGAAAUAAUUUAAACUUCUGUUGAAAACUUUUAUGAAAAAAUCAGUUACUGUUUGUGUCAGGUACGCAUUGCGGAGAAAGCAUUCAAAACCACGAUAAAAUAUUGAAAAAGGCCUAAAAAUUCCCUUGAAAAACGAUUUUUCUGCGUUUAAAAUAACUGUUUCUCUUCCUUCUCUAAUGGCUCGUUUAUCAUCCGGACGGCAGUUUCCCGAAAAAUCGAGGCGGCCAUCUUUCACACAAAGCAUAUGGCCCUCAUUAGCAUAUAGGCCAUUAUGAGAGAUCAACGUGAGGCUCGUGGAACGCAAGAAUCUCUAUAGGAAAGAUGGCACGCGACAAAAUUUCAAAUCUGAAUCAAGGAAUCAGGGAAAAUAAGGAAGUGAAACAGUUCAUUUUUUCCAAACGCAAUUAUUUCAAAAAAAUCCUUGCUGAAGUUAUCCUUUUCAAAAGCCUGCAAAAUUGAAGAUUACAUUCAUCAGAACCUCGAAAAUGAUCAUAAUAAAAAUUUUGUUUCAAGUUGAAAAAUGAGAAAACUGCCAAAUUCAAAGUUUAGGAAAAAAGAAACUAUAUUGGAAGUGUUCUAAACUUUCAAAAAAUAGAUAAGACUGCUCAAAAAUCAUGCCUGGUUUCAAAAGAAAAUGGACGAUUUUCAAUAAAUUAUUAAGGAAAAUCGCUUUUUUGAAAGAUAUUCAAAGUUCUAUGUUUUCAAAAAUAUCAGCAAGGAUCUCUGAAACGAACAUACAAAAUAAAAUUUCAAGCAUAAAUACGAUAAGAACGGGCUCACAAGUCAAAAAAAGCGGAGAUCAAAACGGCAAAAAAAAAAACAACGCCGGGCGGUGCCGUGUUCACGUAAUGAUCUCGCCUGUUUUUUUUGCAUUUUUUUCUUCUCGCUUGGUCCCAAAGUCAUUAUUUCUCAUUUCUGACGUUUAUUGAAUUUUUCUUCCUCGUUUUUGAAAUAAUGUUCAUUUCGUUAUUUUUUUUCAGCGGUAUCACAACCGAUGCUUGGUGGAUCCUUCGGACUGGCGCCAACGCCGCCGCCCAUCAGCGAGCAGGUAAUUUACUUUUUUUCAUCGAUAAAGUUAUAUACAAUAAAAAAACAAAAAAAUAAAAACAGAAAGAAAAAAAGAAAAAAAUUAUGAAAUUUCUCGGAACAAAUUUUUCAAAUUCAAAAAAAAUCGGCGCCGUUCGCAUCAGCGCAACUUUGCACGUUUCGCAGUUUUUUUGUUGAAAAUUUUUCGCGAAAGGGUUUUUUCAGUUUUAUAUAAAUUUUAUUGCUUUAUCAAUGCUUGCGAUUUCUGAUGACUGGAAACAACGCUUGAUAAGCUUGCUACACUCUUCUCCCGCAUUGCGAAUCGAACGUGGAUGGAGAUUUUUCGAUGUUUUCAAGUUUUUCUUAAAGUCAUCAUUUUUUUGUUAAUUUCUUUUAUUUUAGUUUUUAAAGUUGUUUUAGGUUAUUUCAAGAUUGGAUAGUGAAUGAGAUAGAUGCCACGUCCGUUUGAUUUAGGUAAAAGAUCUGAAACUUUGAAAAAUCAUAAUUUUUUCGUUUUUCGCGAAUUUUUCCAAUUUCUAGCGUAUUUAUCGACAUAUUUACGGACUUAUUUUCAAGAAUAUGGUCAUUAACUUUGUUUCGACAGAGAGAAGGGAUAUUAGACACAGAAGUUCAAGAGGUUUUCUUACAUUCAAAGAAUUAUUCAACUUUUCACGAGUGUAUUUGAAUCAAAGUCUAGUUUCAAAGAAAUCCAAUGAAAUUCCAAGUGAAAGAUGACCCACGUACACGCGGGAAACCAAACUAUUUUCGCGCAUCCACGUCAGCACUCAUUCGAUUUGACAUGUUCGUUGUGUUCUGUCUCUCUGGCGACUUUUUAUCGCUUUAUAAUCAACGGGGCGACAACAUCACAACACUCGGAUUGCGUUCCGAUCACGUUAGCCAGAUUUUUGGCCGUUUUUUUGAUCAGUUUCUUUUCUUAGUACUAUAACAAAAAAAAGCCCAGUUUUUUCUCGAAUUGUAGUUCUAGACACGCAAGCGCCAUCAUUUCUGAUACGAAAAACGGGAACUACAAAAUGAAAGGUCCUUUUUUGAGUCGUUGAUAUGCCGCUAUACGGAUCCUUGUACUUUUCUAGGGGUUUUCUGAGUUUUCCUUCUCGAUGCGAACUUCAAUAUUCUGGCCUGGAACGGUGUAUGCGGGCUUUCAGGCUACAGAAGUCAAGAUCAAAAAAGGUGUAACACAUCAUUGAACUGUAUGAUAUACAGGAAGUUGGAUGGCCAACGAAAUGAGCCAUUUUCCGCGAAUGAGCGGUGUCUGCGGACUUUAAAGCUACCGUAAUUUAAAUAGUGGCACAGACUGACACGUGAUUGAACUGUAUAACAUACAGGAUGAUGGAAAAAGGAUUCUCGAGGUGGCGAAGAAAAUGAACCAUUUAAAACCUUUUUCCUCAUUCUCUUCGUGUCUGCGGACUUUGUAGCUACCGUAAUCUGAAUAAUGGCACAGACUGACACGUGAUUGAACUGUAUGACAUACAGGAUGAUGGAAAAAGGAUUCUCGAGGUGGCGAAGAAAAUGGGCGGUCCGUUGCGAUCCUCCCACCGCCUCGUCCUCCGCAGCCUUUUCCUUCUCUUUUCUCUCUCUCUAGCGCUAUUGUGGUGGUGGCGGUUGUCCAGUCCUUCCUCCCGCACACAAAAUUUUCUCUCUCUCUCUCCCAGCAAGAGACAUUGAUUUUCGGUCGUUGGAUCUUGUUUCAAUUCAAUUUUAGUCGAUUCAAAUCUAAAUCCAUGCCUUUUCCUAUCGAUUUUUGCUCUUGAAAAGCUCAAAAACCGAUUGGUUUUCGAGUGGGAGGAGCAAGAAAUCAAUGGCCGAGACCGCACACGUCGUGUGUCUCUGCACUAUAGUGUGUUUGUGUGUGUGUGUGUGUCGAUGACGAGGACGGCCAGGGCUGGCAGUUCUAUAAUUUCCAGCUUAUCAACCUGUUUCCUUCUUUUAUUACUCUCCAAACUUGGAUUUUUGAUGCCUUUGAAGGAUUUUCUGAAGUUAUUCGAAUUUUUUCAAGCUGAGCUGUUUUUUUCUAGGAUUUCCAAGAACUGGGCUAGCAAUUACAAGCUUUUGAGGACCCCUAGAAGUAAGCCUACAGCUUGAAACUUUCCAGCUUUUUUUAAAGACUUUUUUUGAGCUUAAGAUUUUAGCUGAGCUUGCAGUUUCAUUAUUUCCAGCUUAUCAGCGUUUUUUCUCGUCCUUUGCUACGAUAAUGUGAGCAAUCGAAUCGAUUUUUGAAAAAAACCAGGGAUUUCGGAAGACUGAGAAGCUUGGAAAGAUAGUUUUCUAUCGAGAAAUGCUCAUUUCCAGACAAAACUUGAUGAAUUUUGUAAACAAAUUGGUCAUUUUUGGCUUUUGGAACGUUGUGAGUCUUAUUUUGUUGACUUUUUGAGAUUUUUGAUCAGCUUUUGAUGAGUUUGACGAGUUUUCCUUUGCCAGUUACCAUAGUGAUUAUAAAGUUUUCGAAAAAAAGGUUUGCUACCUUCAGUCAGAAAUUCUAUCUCCGAGAGGAUCUCAAAACGUUUUUUCAAGACAUUUAUUGGUUCUUUGUCCAAAAGAUAGCGGAAAUGUCGGUUCAAAAAAAAAGCUUUUCGAGUGAUUUUUGAGCGUUUUUUGACGCAUCGCUCGAUUGUUUUGUUGUUGGCGGAAUCGAGAGAGCGAUCGGUUUCUCUUUCAAGUUUAGAGAGCGUUUAUUUUUCUCAGACGUGGAUAAUUGUCUAGUUUUUGAAGAAAGUUCCUUUCUUUUUUUUCGGGAUGAGUCACCAAGAAAUCGUGUACUUUGCACCUGGCUACGUGUCAUUUUUGACGCGGUUUUGCAAUUUUCUGGUUUUUUCAAGAUUCCAAAGCUCAAAUGGCCAAUUUGAUACUGAAACUGGCUUGGAAUGAUUUGAAUUUUCUCAGAAAUUGGGAAUUUUCGAGGUUUUGUGGUCUUUAGGCUAAAAAAUGCAGAUUAUAUUAAAAUGGAGUCUUUAUCUUACUAUAAUCUGCUUCAAACUUUUUCGAUUCUUUUUGAAAAAAAUAAAAAAUAUUUUGCAUCAAAAAUUUUUCGUUUCACAUUAGAAAAGACUCUCAGGAAAAAUCCCAUUUUCAUUUUUUUCAAACUGAGAAUCUUGAUCAAGUCGCCAAGGACGUUUUAGCUAACCUAAUUCCGUUUUUUUCUUCUCCAAAAUCUCUUGGAACCUAGAAAAUGUUGUUUUCACUUUCACGCUGCCUUUUGAAGCCGAGAAAAGACGUCUGUCUGAUCUUUUUUUUUCUCCCCCAAUUGAAGACGCUCCUCUCUUUUCGCCUCGUUCGUCUUCGGGAUCGUCUUCUUCUGUGCCAGUCUCGGCGGCGGGACCAAGCAGUGUCGAGGCCGCUGCAUUUUUUUUUCUUCCUUUUCUUUUUUUUUCCGACUGCCUCGGUCCAAUUCCCACACAGCACAGCGGCGGACCCCCGCCCGAAAAUGCGCUCAACUCACGCGCAAACAUUCAAUUGGACACGCGAGACAAGAGUUUGUGUAUAUUUAUUGAAAAGGCUAGAAAUCUUUUCUUUCAAAGGCUCUUUCAGUCAAGCACGGUCUGUACUUUUUUAGAGAGACGGAAUUUUUGGCUAGUAUUUUAAUAGAAUGGUCAACUACGCUUUUUACUGGACCUUUUUUGCGUUUUUUUUUAAUGGCUCAUACCUUUUUUGUAUGCACUUUGCUCAGAAGAGAGUUUAAAUUUUAAUUUGAAGGAAUUUUCCGAAUAAUUUUGAACAGAAAUUUUGUUCAAAGAUAGUUUUGUCACAUCUCAGCGUUUUUAUCGAUUUUAAAACUCUUAUUUAAAAAGAACAUUUUCAUAGGAAUGAUCAAAAACUCCCUUCAAAAGAAUAAGGAAACCCGCACUAUUCAUCAAUCAAAUGAAACAAGAUAUCGGGACCCGAUAACAAUCUCCCCGGCGGCCAAGUUCACCCAAGCGCGCCAGAAUUGACUUCCGAAUUAGGCAACAAGCUUUAGAAAGCUAUAAAUAUCCGGCGGAUGAUUGGAAUUCCCGUCUUUAGCUGUUUGGAAAGUUUUCGAGGCUUUCAUGGGCCUUAGAUGGCGCGAAAACGGCUCUUCCCCUCGAGACCUUUAUGGCUUGCGCCUUUAAUAACUUUAGAGCUCUUAGAGAGUUUUAGAAGCGCGAAAGUCUUCCAUAACCUGAAUUAAUUGAGCUGAAACGCUUUUUUCGCUUCGAUACUUUUGUUGAACGUGCCUAUGCGCCUUUAAUAACUAUAGAGUUUCUAAAAAUUUUUUAAAGCGCUUGAGGCCUUUGUGACCCUCAAAUGAAAACGAUUAUUUUUGUGAAUGAAAUAAAUCUUUACUAUUAAAACGGCUCUUCGCCUCGAGACCCUUAUUAAAUUCACCUAUGCGCCUUUAAUAACUCGAGCAAUCUUUUUUGAUAGGCUAUAGUUCUGGAGCUUCAGAAACGCUUCGAACUUUCAUUAAUGUUUAUUUCUCUGUAUUAAUCCAAGGACUGAAUAGAUUUUUUCUAACCGUCGCUUUUUCCAAACUUUCCUUGAGUUUAACGUUGAAACUUGGCAGUUUUUCCAUGUUGAACUCGAUUUUGACGCUGAAAUUUUAUAUUUCGAUCAUUCAAGCUAACUAUUAACUUUUUUUGCAGGUUGUCAAGUGCCCACUGUGCUUGGAGCCUUACCGCGAGCCGAAGGUCCUUGCCUGCUUUCACUCGUUCUGCAAGGCGUGUCUCGAGAAACAUUUGGAAUCGGCCGAGCGGAUCGUCUGUCCACAGUGCCACAUGGAGACACAGUUGAGGUAACGAGAAAAAUGACCUUUUUCGAACUUUUCGAUUUUUCAAAGUUUCGCAUCGGAAUUUGAAAGCCUUACUCAACCCCUACCCCCCUAAUUAAGACAACUAUUCCAGUCUUCCACUAAUCUAAUUGUUUCCAGCGUCCAUCUUGGCCUUGACUCUCUACUGGCCGACUUCGGCCUCGAGUCGGUGAUGAACCGUCAGUUUCAACUGAACGACACGCGCAGCGCCGGCUUCGGCUUCGGCUCGCCGUCGUCGACCUCGUCGUCGCCGCCCCUGAGCGAUUCGCCGCCUCUCGAGCCGGUGCGCAUACGAAAAAUAUUCUUGAUCAUCGAUUUGGUCCGGAAAAAUCCGAUUCCAGUCAAAAUUUGAUAGGGAAUUUGCUUGAAAAUCGAUUUUUGCCGAAGAAAUACAUUAUUCAGUCCAGAAAAAAGCCGGUUCUAAACAGAUUUUGAUGGAAAAUGUGCCUGAAAGUUGAUUUUUGUAGAAAAAUUACACGAUUUGGUCCGGAAAAUAGCCGGUUCGAAACGGAUUUUGAUAGGGAAUUUGCUUGAAAAUAGAUUUUUGUCGAAAAAGUACACAAUUUGGUCCGGAAAAAGUCGGUUCUAAACGGAUUUUGAUAGAAAAUAUGCCUGAAAAUCGAUUUUUGUCGAAGAAAAUCAAUAAUUUUGACGAUUGAGCUUGAUUUCCUGACUGAAAAAAGUUUUUUUGCUGAUUUUCUGUAGAAUUUCAAGGCUGCGAAUAGAGAACUGUAGUCUACAAAAAAGUUUAAAAAUUGUGCUUCUGAAAUUUUUGAACCUCUCCUCCACUGAAACUGGAAGAUGAUGUUGCAGCUGAACACGUCGUCGUCGCCGGUUCGGACCCUGUGCACGGGCUGCAAAUCGUCCAAGUUGGCCUCGACGUUCUGUCACGACUGCAGCCACAACCUGUGCUCCAACUGCACGAUGGCCCAUCAGUUCAUGCAUUGCUUCCGCAAUCAUCGCGUCGAAUCGCUUCCGACCCAGAUGCCGGUAAGGAGAAGUUCACAGAGAUCCUUGAAGAACCUCCCUCUUUGGGAGAAGAAAUCGGAAUUCUCCUGGUCCUAGAAGCCCAUUUAUUCCGGAAAUAGUUCUUCCAGGGCCAGCCGACGUCGGGCACCGAAUCGCUCUCUUCCUCGGCCUCGUCGGAGAAGACGUGCAAGUGUCUCCAGCACCGGAACCAGCCCCUGUGCUUCUUCUGCCUCACGUGCAACUUGGCCAUCUGCCGCGAAUGCACCGCCGUCGAUCACCUCGCGCCGGCUCAUCAGUUCGAGCCGAUCAAUGAGGUGAGCUUCCGCCUGGGAAGGGAGUGGAAGUAAUGACCCUGAAAACGUUUGGUCGGACUUGAACCUACUUUGGUCUGGUGAGCGGAAAAAGUGACCUCUCGAAGCUUAAUCGAUUUUUCACUGUUCCCAUGCUCAAUUUGCUCUACAAGCCAUGGUCGCACUGGUAAUGGCUCUAUGCUUUAUGCAACCGACCAGAAACGGCUUACGCUCUGCGGAAAUCUGCGCGACCCUUCGAGCCAUACCAAGUGCGACCAUGGCGUUUUAAAAACUCAUUUUUCUUGUCUCAAGACUUUUUUUGAUUGUUUCCUCAUCAAGUUAACACUUGGAAGGGCUCAAAGUAAUGCGUAGCGCCUGCGAAGCGGUCGCUUCAAUCUGCACGUCUUCUGUAGGGCGUGUUCCAACCGCAACGCGCUUUGAGCCAUUCCAAAUGCGACCAUCCACUGAACCACGUAUACAUCAGUUGUACUCAAGACAUUAACGCCAUUCUCCCACCGUUUUCUCAGUCAAAAUUGAAGUCUUUUGCCGCAUUUGGAAUGAAUCGGAAUCAAUUGAUUUAAAGCACACGUCUUCUGUUGGCCGUGUUCCAACCGCAACGCGUUUUGAGCCAUUCCAAGUGCGAACAUGAACUGAAAAAGUAUAUACCAGUACUGAAGAUGUUCUUCCACCGUUUUCUCAGUCAAUAUUAAACUUCAAAGUCUUUUUCCGCAUUUGGAAUGGAUCGAAACCAGUCGCUUCAAACUCCAAGUCUUCUAUGAGCCAUAUUCUAACCGCACCGCGCUUUGAGCCAUUCCAAAUGCGACCAUUGACUCAACUAAGUGUAUACCAGUACUGAAGACAUAAAUCGCCUCGUUUUUUCCUUGUCCCAAGGCCAUUUUUCAUUGUCAUUGUCAUCAGACGCCGCGAUUGAUUACAGGUGGCUGAGAAGCAGAUGCUGAAGAUGGACCAGCUGGUGACUGACGCACGCGCCAAGCAUUCCGAAUUGUUGGAUAUGUUUAAACAGGUGCGCGAAGGGAGUGUGAGAUGAGUCGAUCAUGGUGAUGAGGAAGAGACUGACUGACCUUUUCAAGAUUUAUUGGGCCCUGAAUGGCUUUUUUUCCACAGAGCAGCUGGAAGGAGAAAAUUAGAGGAUUUUCAGUAAUUUUUUCCCAGAAAAUGAAUUUUAGUUUUUUUAAAGCUUUUCUUGGAUUUCACAUCAUCCGUGGUUUUUUUUUAUUAUCUGCUUAGUCUUCUUAAUGCGCCUUAUCUCAAACAGAAAAAAUUGUUUUUAUCCGUCACCUUAAGCUUUUUGAGAGCUUUCUGGAAGGCUUAAAGGUUUUUUUCGAUAGGGGAUUUGCGGAAAAAACGUGAUUUUUCGAAUUUUCAAGCCUUUUUAUAGAAAGUUAGCAGUUUACUUGAAUUUACUGGAUCAAAAUUCAAGGUUGAGAAGGGUUUUUCUUUCGAAAAAUGAUCCUUUAUCGAAAAUAAAUUUCAGCUUUUAGUGUUUAUGAGUAGUCCCCUAAAGAGUCUUAAGAUACAGAAAGUUCUUUCCAAAUACAUUUUUUCACGGAUUGAUUACAGGUGGACUCGUCGCAACAGCGUCUGACGGCGUCGUUGCACCGGGCUCAUGCGCAACUCGACGAAAAUGUCGCCAUUUUGGCUCGCGCCAUCGACGAACAGCGAAAGAUGAUCGCCAAGGAGAUUGACGCCGCUUUCUCCGCCAAGCAGGUAUAGUUCAAUCUCAAGGUGUAGAAACACUGGUUGGACAAAAAAUCACGAAAACGACUCAUUUGGAAAUGACGACAAGUUAGUCAGACCAUGACGUCAUUAGUUUUGUCGUGCUCUUGAUGACGUCCCUUUAUCAUCCGAAUCAUCCGACUAGUAAGCGAUGAUGAAGGCUGGUACGAUGAAAACGACGUCAGCCCGUGGGAAUCUCGCCCAACGAUGACGUCACUAAUUUCAUCGUGCUCUUGAUGUCAUCAUUUUCCUUCGUCACUAGUUUCAUCGGGCUCUUGAUGACGUCAUUUCCCUUCUUCCGAAUGUUCGACUAGUAAGCGAUGAUUAAGGCUGGAACGAUGAAAAUGACGUCACUUUAUCAUCCGAAUCAUCCGACUAGUAAGCGAUGGUGAAGGCUGGAACGAUGAAAAUGACGUCAGCUCGUGGGAAUCUGGCCUAACGAUGACGUCACUUUUCAACUCAUCGCUUCUUAGCAUCGAAACUGACAUACUGGCUGAAAAUCCUGAGUCUGAAGUUAAUUCGUUGGAAUCUAGUUUGGAGAUGACGUCAUAUUCGUAUUGAUGACGUCAUUAUUUUUUGAAGUUUUCGCGGAUCUUUGGCCUUUUUUUCUACCCGUUUUUUUUUGAGGCUAAGCUCCUCUAAACUCUCCACUCGAUUGUGUGGAACGAAAUAAGGGACUACAUAUAACAUAUAUGAGGAUAUUCGACGACGAGGAUCGUUUCUUUUUUAUGACUAUGGCCUCCUUUUGGAAUCGCCGCCUCGGCCAGCGUAAAUCCUCGCCCGAAUUACUUGCGGUUUCGCGGUCUUUUUGGAUGAUUUUUGAGGAUUUUCUUGAGAUUAUAAAAUAAAUGGCUCAGUUUUCAUUGUAUUUUUCGAUUUUUCAAGCCGGAGAAGGAAGGAAAAGCUCAAUUUUUCCAUUAAGUCUAAGUAAUAACGGCAUGUUCACUCUCCGCAACUUGGAACUGCAUUAAAACUUGUGACGAACGACAGCAAGUUCAGAAUUCUCUUGUGAUCAUCUCCAAACUGAUUCUGAAUAAAAACUAGAUGCAGAAUAAGCUCUAAUACAAACGGCAUACAGAACAACAUAUUCCGCGGUCACAGUGAAGUGCGUGCCGGAUAAGAGAGUGACUGAGAGGAAGGGACCACCAAAGCAGAAAGAAAAAGGAGACACUAUUUGCCCAGUCACACCUGUCACCUCUUUCUCUCCGUUUCUCUCGCUUCCGUCCGUCCUUUCGAGGCUCUCAGAGGGUCCAGCGGCGGCGGCGGUUUUCAUUGUUCUGUGACCGAUGUCCAUGCGCACAAACGACAGCUGGCAGGGACUCGAGAACAAGAGAUUCUUCGAAGAAAUUUUAAAUCCGUCUGAGGAGAAAGUUCGAAAAAGGCUCCAAAUUGAAGAUCUUGUGCGCUCUGUUGAGAAUUCCGAGUUUUCUUGGCUUUUGAGUACCUCAGACUUUGGUAACUCGAACUAGAAGCGGCCUAGACGUUUCUGAGCGAUUCUAGGGAUCACUUAAGAGCCCUGAAGUUACUAAAGUGGCCACUGAAGGCUCAGUUUCUGAACAUUAGAAUACAAGUGAAAAGCUCCUUUUUUCUGCUUCCAACACCCUCGACCAUCUCAAACUCUACUAUGGCUAGAAAAAAGCCAAGAAAUUCUACGAAUUAUCAAGAAAAGCCUCUCAAAUCAUGUCUUCCGGUCUCCAGUCGUCACAUGACAUCUUCUGUGACGUGACACUAAUUCCGCGGCUAUCCAGCCUUCCAAUCAGAGAUUCCCCGCCAGACACGAACCAACCAAUUCAAUAUCGGUCAACCAUCAACAGUCGUUCGGUCGUCGCGCAUCGUCGAAUUUGCGUGCGUGUGUGACCAUUGGGCCAUACGCGACUAACACGCGCCCGUCAAGAACCUCCUUAAUGGCCGAGCAAGGUCCAUCAUCGGCUGUUGCGUCGCGAAGGAGGAGGAGGAUAAUUAGAACUGGCCAGGCGAAAAUGUAGCCGCAGUCAAAUGGCUCGACGGAGAUUAGCUCGUAGGCCUUUCUCAGAUUUCAGUGAUCACUUGAGAGGUUUUAGGGUGUUUUUAGGGCUCACUUGAGAAGGCGGAACUAGGGAGACGAUUUUGGGAGGGAGAGGAAAGUUAGAAGUGGCCAUUCGAGAAUGUAGCUGCAGUCGAAUUGCUCUAUUUAGGCCUUGCUCAGAUUUCAGUGAUCACUUGAGAGGCUUCAUCGUCUCUUAAGUGAUCACUCGAAAUCCCUGAUCAGAAGAUCAAGCUCGAGUUUUGAUGCUCUCUCAAGCUGUGCAAUUAAACUUGCUGAAUGGUCCUAGAAGACAAUAGAACGCGAAACGAAAAGGAAAUUUUUUUGGUUUGGACAACUGGACGGAUCACAGAGACCACUAUGAAUGUCUGGAAAAAGGGCUGAAAAAUGGACAAUUUUACAUUUUGAGCGAAAAGCGUCAUUUUGCAAAAUUCGUUUGGUGUCGGCUGCAUCUUGAUAGAGAGAGAGUCAUUCCAAUUGCGACCCGAGGGUUUCAAUUUUGGGCCAGUUGAGUUGGUAAUUUUACUCAUCUGGGAUUGUAAGAACUAGACUUGGAUAACCGUUUCGUGUCCGCGACGCAUUUGAGCCAUUCCAAAUGCGACCAGGAGUCUUCCAAAUAUGAACGAAUCGAGUUUUACACACGCUUCUUGGUCCAGACAAAAAGAGUAGAAAAGCAAAACGGCAUUAUUUGCCUUGUGACAUUUGGUGACGAUCCACGGCCGGCCUCCUUGUUUGUAUGAUCUUGGCUCUUGCUUCUCAAUUUCCACCUCGAUUUUUUUUUCUUUUUUCCCGCCAGAACGUCUCAAACGGAUAGACUCACACACACAGAAGGAGAGUAUCGAAUUCACCGAGGCAAAAAUGGCGGGACAUGAAAAUUGGCGUGCUGAAAGAGAAGAGGAAGAGACGAUUAAUGGUGAAUGACCUCGGAUUUGAAAUGGACCGAAUUGGGAAAAGAGAGUCGGAAUGGAAGAAUCGAACAAAAACAUUGGAGUCUGUUGGAAUUUGAAAGUUUCUUUGUUGGAUGGGAGGAUUCGGAAGAGUUGAAGAAUUUUUAAGGAAUCAGAAAUGAAUCUUGAACGAAGCAAAAACCAAAGUUGGCCCAAAAACGGAUAUUUUUUUCCAGAUCCAACUGACGAUGGUGGACAAGCGUGUGCAGCAGAUGUCGGACAAGCUCAACCAGACGAUCGAGUUCACUUCGAGACUGGUCAAGUACGCGUCGCCGCCCGAGGUGAUGGUCUUCAAGCAACUCCUCGACACCCGUCUUCAGCUCUUCCUCGGCUUCAACCCUGACGUGAGCUUGACCUACACCUCUUUUCACCAGAAAAAUCAAUUUUUAAGGUUUCGAACGCCCUGGGAUCGUCCUGCGAUAUCGACCUGCCAGCGUUGGCCGACGGAACGGCUCGCCAGAACAUCCAGCAGAUGAUGGGCCAGGUCCGAGGCGGCGCCGCCGACUGGGGCAACAUCAUCCCGUCGUCGCAGAGCGGCAUGCCGCCGACGCCGAUUGGACGGCCGCCAAGUCGACACCAGCUUGGCUUCGGCUUUGACAAGGAGGACACCGACCCCUGGGGCACCCACAGCUUGAAGAAUGUUGGUAUUUUGAUCAAAAUGAAAUCGAUUGAUCCGAAAAAGGCUUUGAGAACUUUUUGAUCGGCUAGGAGAUUGAGGACCCCUGGGGCACCCAUAGCUUGAAGAUUGUUGGUAGUUUGAUCAAAAAAAGAUCGGUUGAUUCAAAAAAUCUUAUUCACAGGUGUAAGGGACAACCAUUACGUUUGAUUUAGAACUUUCUAGAGCUGAAAAAAAAUCGUUGAUUCAAGGUUGAGUAGGACUUUAGGACCUUCAGAAAUUGACAUUGGGGUCAAAAAUUAUUAAUCUCGGCUUCGGCUUCGACUAGGAAAUUACGGACCCCCUAGCUUGGAGAAAAUCCGAAAGAUUCAUUGAAAAUAAAGAGAGUGAGGAUUUUACGAACUUUCUGAGCUUUAGUAUAUUUUUUCUGUGGAGUAUGAGCCAAAAAUCAAAAUUUGAGGUUUGAGACUCCAGAAUCUGUGUACUUAUGAAAGCACGUCUUCUAGGUGAUUUUUAGGAAGAUUAUUGAUUUUUUUUUUCGGAAAUAGUAACUUUGAGAGUUCCGCAAAGCUUGGAAGUUUCUAAGAACGUUCUGAGAAUUUUUGAUGAGCUUGAGAAUUCCCUUGUAUCUUUUUUUGAACGUUCUGAACGAUUUUGAGCUUUUAAGAAAGUUUUCCAAUAAGUGUUUUUGAUAAAACUCCAAAAACAAGUAUUUUUCCUUCAAAAAUGCACUUCUUUCAGUCGAUCGCCCGCUCGCCGCCACAAAUCGCCCAGAGCCUUCCCCUGGCGCCGAACGCCUUCUCCGACUCGAACCUCCUCCGUCCGAAGAACGAAUUCGGCGGCUCGUCGCAGUCGCUCGGCCCGUUCACCGCCACCUCCGACGCCUUCAACCAGUACGACAAAUGGUCGAUCGGCAUCGAGCCCAGCCUCGGACUCCUCGACUCGAACCUCGACGACGACAAGAGCGGCCUUUUCCCGCCCAGCCGAUCGCAAAUCAAGCGCCAGAAGAUGAUCUACCACUGCAAGUUUGGCGAGUUCGGCGUCAUGGAGGGCCAGUUCACGGAGCCGUCCGGCGUCGCCGUCAACGCCCAGGGCGACAUCGUCGUCGCCGACACGAAUAAUCAUCGCAUCCAGGUGAUUAUUAGGAGGGAAAGUGAAUCUGGGAAUGUUAUAAGAAUGGCUAAAACGGAGCCAAGAAGCGUGAUUUGAGGCCCUAGAAGAGUUUCGGAAAAUGGCUUCGAAAAUUGUAGGAAGGGGAGUUUUUAAUACCUACUUAAGGGUUUACAAUGAUUUUGUGAGCGUUUUCUUACCUAGAAACUAUGAUAACUUACCUGUAAAGCUUCAGGAAAGCUCGGAAGACUUUUAGAAAACGAAAAAUUCUGUUUUUUAAGCCUUGGACGGCCUAGAAGUCAAUUUGAGUCUUUCUAAACGCUGGGAGAAUUUUCAAAAAGUUGUGAAAUCCUUGAAAUUUUGGGAAGAAGUUAGAAAUUAUGACCGAUUUCUAUUGAAAUAUGGCUGCAAGUUUUUAAAAUUCUGCGAUUAUUGUUCAUUCACAAAUUUUCAGUGAAUUUUUUCAUUUUUACAGUGAUUUUUUAAGUCUUUGGUCUUCAAGAAGUACUUGUAAACUUGAUAAUUUCCCCGAUUUUUCAGGUCUUUGACAAGGAAGGACGCUUCAAAUUCCAAUUUGGCGAGUGCGGAAAGCGCGAUGGACAGUUGUUGUACCCGAAUCGGUUGGUUUUUUCAUCUCAAUCAACUAAAAAAUCAAUAAAUCUUCAAAAAAUAGGAAAAAAAAACAUUCAUUUUCAGUGUUUCGGUCAACAAGACUACCGGUGAUUUUGUUGUCACGGAGCGGUCGCCGACCCAUCAGAUUCAGGUAAUCAAUUAAUUAACUAUCUGAAAGGUAAACUGAACGUUUUACAGGUCUACAACCAGUACGGACAGUUCUUGCGCAAGUUCGGCGCCAACAUUCUGCAACAUCCGCGCGGCGUUUGCGUCGAUAACAAGGGCCGAAUCAUUGUCGUCGAGUGCAAAGUGAGCUCUUCGAGCCGUGGGGAAAAGCGGAGAGAAUAUGAAGGGUUUUUUUAAGAGAAAAAUUAAGAAUAUUAAUGGUUUUUGAUCGGAAAUUGCAUUAUAAUCGGGAUUUUUAGGUCAAAAAUUGAGUUCGAAGCGAUUUUUAGAAUGGAAAAAAACCUAAUUUUUUUGAGUUUUUUUCGUAGAAAAAUUGGGUUUUUGAGAAGAAAAAAAUGACGAAAUUCUUGGCUUUUUGAUCGAAAAAUUUGUGAAAAAAAUCCUGUUUUUUUAGGUCAAAAAAAUUGAGCGCAAAGUGAGUUUUUAGUAAAAAAAUCUGUUUUUUUGGAGUUUUUUUCGUGAAAAAUUUGAGUUUUUUUAAAAAGGAAAAAAAUGACUGAAUUCAUGGUUUUUUUGGUUGAAAUUAAUGAAAAAAAUUCUUCGGAAAUCUUGAUUUUUUUAGGUCAAAAAAACUGAGCGCGAAAUGAGUUUGUGAAGAAAAAAAUGGAUUGAAUUUUUGGAGUUUUUUUCGUGCAAAAAUCGGGUUUUUGAGAAGAAAAAAAUGACUAAAUUCUUGGCUUUUGGUUGAAAAAUUUAAAAAAAUUGUUCUGGAACUUUUCGUGAUACCAAUAUUUUGACUCAUUUGAGAGGUUCAAAACGUCGAUUUCCACCCAAAAAAGCAUUCUACGACUUUUUUUUUCAUUUUUUGCGUAUUCAUAGACAUUUUUGGACCUUUUCCGAUUUUUCGUGUAGCAUUUCGAAGUCCGGAGAAGCUGUGUAUUGAAAUUAUUCUCGAAAAAUGUUUGGGGCUCUGGAAAUUUCUUUCCUUUUUCCCCCGUGCGAUGUGUGCCUACGCUGCGUCUAUAGCCCCACCGAGAGGGGUCCGAUUGCCUUGCAGUCUUUUCGGCCCCUUCUUCUCUGGACUCUGACCCUUUUCCCGUUGGCACUGCGGCCACCCGAGUAGGCCACGGAUCUUGUGACAUUUCCCAGUGACUUUGGGGGCAUUUUCCAGAACAUUUCUUGGGCAAAAUCGAGGUACUUUAGUCUGGUCGGCUUGAAAAUUUUUUUACUUGGAGAAAUGAGUUUUUGAAUAAAUCUUGAACCUUUGAGAGAUUUUUUCAGUGGUGAAAUGAAGUUUAAAAGUGACUUUUCCGAAGCAUUUUGUAAAAUUGAAGGGAUUUUCGUUGAUUUUAAGGUUUGAACUUGAAAAAUUGGCUGAUUUAAAGCUUUUUAGUGAUGAAAAUGUAUAAUAAAGCGAGAUUUUGGGAAUUUUCCCUUCGUUAGAGUGGAUUUUCACCUCAAAAAGGGUUUUUCAGCUAGCUUUUUUCCCUAUUUUCUAUUUUUAGAGCCAGUAUUUUGAAAGAAAAUGCUGUAUAGUGAAUUAUCGUUGGACGCGAUUGAGCAGGAAUGAACUGUGAAGGUGACCUGCACAUUUUAAUUUUGAGCGGCAAUUUGAAAUGGUGUUGAUUUACGGGCUUUCCGCAUUUUUGCGAUUCAUUAACCAAUUUUUUGGAAUAUAAGUAUAAGAAAAUGGACCGGAACUUCAAAAAUCUCGAUAAAAACCGUUUUUUUUCGAAAAAACUUGAAAUAAACAGUCAAAAAAACCCUUCCAGGCCUAAUUUUGAUGAUUUCAGGUGAUGCGCGUGAUCAUCUUCGACAUGUUCGGCAACAUUUUGCAAAAGUUCAGCUGCUCUCGCUAUUUGGAGUUCCCCAACGGCGUCUGCACCAACGACAAGAACGAGAUUCUGAUCUCGGAUAACCGGGCUCACUGCAUCAAGGUGAAUACAAAAGAAAAAAAGAAAAAAAUAGGUGUUUUUUGAAGUUUCUAAGGUAUUUUCAGUUAGGUGAUGAGAAAAUUGGAUAAUUUUUUUCUGAUUUUUCAGGUUUUUGAGAGACUUGAGUAAGGGUUAGAAAGUGAAGAAAGGUUUCAAAAAUAAGUGAAAAUUAUGGAAAAAUAAAAUGCGCCUUUUAAAGGUGAUUCUUGAUCAUAAUUUGAACGGAAAGUCGGAAAAAGUUGCGAAUUUUUUUUUUAAUUUUUACCUCAUACUAACCUUAAAAAUUAUUAUUAUUUUUCUGCCUGUAAGUUAGCUUCAUAAAAAACGCACUGGCGCACAAAAGCACAAAAUUAAUGCGUAAUAAGUGAGUUUUUUCCAUUAGUUUCAAGUUCAAAAAGGGUAAUUUUUAAACUUUUUUCAGUUUUUCUAAACAAAAACUAAUCAAAAACUGGACAAAAAGCCGUGAAUAUAAUCGUAAAAAGGCUAUUACUCCACCUGAUCGAAGAUCUCUCCCCAUUAGAUUCCAGACGAUUUUUUUUAUGGGCUCAAUUUAUCGUCUAGACUUUUUUUUUUUGCGAAAAAAAGUUCCGCUUACCUCUCUUUUUUUUCGCGCUUUUUUUUUUCUCCGUUUGUAGAAAGGAGCGUGCAGUAUAGUGUGUUCAAGGCUGCACUUUCCCCCCAUCGCCCAUUUUUUCCCCCUGUUGGGAUAAUUCGUCGCGCACUUUUUUUGACACGAAAAAUUGAACUUUUUGUCCUUUUUUUGAUGGGUUCGCUGGUCAAAUAUAGAGAAUUUGAGGAUAUUUGAGGGACUUCCUGAGACUCCUGGAACCUUCUGGAACGUGAAAAUUUGAAAAAUCGACUUUUUAGAGAAAAUUGGCGGAAAAUCUACUCAUUUUAAAGUUUUGUUCGUUAGAGCGCAUUUGCUGAUUUUCAUUAGGUGGUUUUCUGAUUUUUUUUUUUUGAUUGUUAGAGCGCAUUUGCUGCUUUUUAUAAGGUUUUUGAUAGGAGAACUAUUGAGGGUCUGGAUAAGCGGUUUUUAGAGGAAUAUUAGAUAGAAAAAAUUUUUUGAGAUCUCAAAAAUCGAUUUUUAAUUAAAUGAUCGCUUUCAGGUCUUCUCCUACGAGGGCCAGUUCCUGCGUCAGAUUGGCGGCGAAGGCGUCACGAAUUAUCCGAUCGGCGUCGGAAUCAACAGCGUCGGCGACGUCGUCGUGGCCGACAACCACAACAAUUUCAACCUCACCGUCUUUUCUCAGGUAUUUUUUGAUGAGAAAAUGGAGUUUUUGUUCAAAUUUUGAGUUGGAAAGCUCUCGAUUUUAAUCAGAGCAUUUUUGGAUGUAGUUGGAUGAACUUUCUGUUGAAUUUUUGAGUGGGAAAAAUUCCGGUUCUAUUCAGAAAAGUCGUGUUUUUGAUCUGUAGCUUCUGACAAUGGUAAUGAUAAAAAAAACUGUCCAAUAAGGUUCAAAAAGUUGAGUAAUCGGACUUUUAUGCUUUUUGGCGCGAACAAGACGAUUUUGAAAAAAAAAAGUUCGGCGCCUGGCACCGGCGUCGGAUAUUUAACCUCGGUGUUUCGGUUUCGGUUUUCCCUGUCCCGCAAAGGUCAUUUCGGCAUCUUUUCACCAGCCCGACGUGAUUACGUUUUACGCACGCGAACGUGAAAAUUGACAUCGAAAUGGGGGAUUCUUUGUUAGCGAAUCGGUCUAGACGGUUUUUUUCAAAACCUCAGUUUUUCGAAUUGGCGAUCCGGAAGCUCUGAUUUUGAGAGAUUUAAUUGGCUUUUUAAGAUUUUUAGAAAAUUAGCUUUUCCAAUUUUGGCAGGAACUUUCUUGGUUUUGAAUUUUUGAGAGAAAUGGAUUUUAACAUAUUAGAAAAAUAAGCUGAAAAAUCCAGUCUUUUUCUAAUUUUGGCAAAUUUUUUAAAUUUCGAGAAGAUCGGUUUUUAGGAUUUCAGAAAGGAAGAUGAAAAUCCAAUACUUUCCAAUUUCGGCAAGGACUUUUCUGGUUUUAAAUUUAGAGAGAAAUAGAUUUUACGAUUUCAGAAAAUUAACUGAAAAUCCACUCUUUUUUAAUUUUGGCAGGAACUUAAUUGGUUUCAAACUAUGCACUUUUCUUGCACUUGGAGGAGAAAAUAAGCAAAAUCCAGCGUUUUCCAGUUCCUAGUCACGUUUAUUGCACUUUUUUUCUCUUGCCGAAAAAUUCUGGACAGAAAAAACAGCAAAAUCCAGCCUUUUCCAGUCUCCAGAAGAAGAUUCGAAGCUUUAAGUUCCAAACUACACUUUCCCCCGUCUCAAAAAAAAAUUUCAAUAGGAAGCUAGUUGAAAAAAUAAGCGAAAACCCUAGUUUUUUUCGAUAUCCAGAAAGAUUUGUAGCUCCAAGCUCUUUCAAAAAAAAAGUCGAGAACAGAAGCUUAUUCUGGCGGAAUCGUGAUGCUUGGUGCUCUGCCGGGAGUCAAUUUUUCCUCCUUUUUUUGCUGUCUACACGACGAAGAAGGAUGUUUCUGCUUGCACUUGGAGAGCGGAAGAGUUGCACUUUGGGCUUCUCCGCCAUUUUUUCUCCCCCUCCUUUUUCUCACUCGUGACACACACGCACAACGUAAUUGUGAAUGGACAAGGACGACGAGAAAGGCGGGAAUUGGAAAUAAGAAGAAGAAGAAGAAGAAGCACUAUUGUGCAACUAGCUUUGCACUUUUACGCGAGAAAUGUUUGUAGAUUUGCGGGGAUUAGCUUGAGAAGAUUAGGCUAUCAAAUGAAAAAAAAAAGUUUAAAUGAUGGGAUUGCUCAGUGAUUCCUUAUAGGGCGAUCCGAGGACUUUUUUGUGGUUUUCAUGAAGAAAUAUGUUGAAAAUUGGAUAGUUUUGACCAUUUUUGUGGCUUCAAAUGACGUCACAAUCAAAAAAAAGAGAUAAAUGACCAUUGGAAAACUGAAAAAAUAAGCCUAGUUAGUUUCUCUAUCAGCUUCAAAUGAAAAUAAUUUUGAAAAGUAUCGAUUUUUCGGACCUUUUUCUAUUUUUAGCUCAAUAAAGUUCAAAAAAAGGACAUUUUUGAGUCUAUAACGCUUAUAUAGAACCUACAGCUUGAGGGGAUAAUGACGUCAUUGGAAGCCAAGAAAUUUUGAGAUUUUAAAACACCUGGGAGAUCUGGAAGAGUCCUUCGUGCAGAAUAUUUCAAAAAAGGGACCGAUUCAUAACUUGAACCAACUAGAAAAAUGAUCCCUUCGAUUGCUCAUACUAAAAUGAACCAUUUUGCAGGACGGAAGCAUGAUCGGCGCCCUCGAGUCAAAGGUGAAGCACGCCCAAUGCUUUGACGUGGCUCUGGUCGACGACGGUAGCGUGGUGCUGGCAUCGAAGGACUACCGUCUCUACCUGUACCGCUUCCUGCCCGGAGCCCAGCAGAACCAGUCUCAGAAUCAGUCCCAGAACCAGUCACAGCAGUAG